Molecule: messenger RNA, 2116 nt
Organism: Exophiala oligosperma
Lineage: Eukaryota; Fungi; Ascomycota; Eurotiomycetes; Chaetothyriales; Herpotrichiellaceae
Exons: 1
Coding region: 461-1543 (360 amino acids)
Biological process (GO): regulation of transcription by RNA polymerase II
Cellular component (GO): PcG protein complex; transcription regulator complex
Molecular function (GO): DNA-binding transcription factor activity, RNA polymerase II-specific; RNA polymerase II cis-regulatory region sequence-specific DNA binding
Source: RefSeq, a predicted model, not a curated record
GUCGUCGAAUCUAUUGAAGAUAUUUUCACUCGCAAUGCAAAGGUAUAAACCCCCAAUUCUGAUCUCAUCGUCCCCGUUCCUCGUUUGACCUCGUCCGGAACCCAAGGUCGGCUGUUCAUAUAUUGCUUGCAUCUUUGUGUCUCCUGUUCCUAUAGCAUAAGUACUCCCUUGGUUCUCAAGAUCUUCCAGUGUCACUCCAUACCUACUCCACCUUUCCGCCAAUCAACGAUCUGCGACUACGCUACCCUUGCUCCGUUGCUACCUCUCCCGAGACUAUUCUACUCGAGCCGACAACCAGUUCCUGCUUGUUAUGUAGUCUUCCUUUGAUCAUCUCCUCCCUACUUCGCAGAAGACCUCUAGGAUUUCGGGGCUUCCCUGUGACGAUACCAUUCUUCCACGGCAACCAGAAAGUGUCUUUACUCUCUCAUCAAGAUACAGUCCAGACUCUGGAAAGAAGAAGAUGGCCUACAACCCAACAUCAGAGCAAAUUGACUGGCACAUGCAACAAAUGAGGCAAUGGAUGGUGCCUACUUCCAUCCCUAUUCCAUCCACCUCCUCUGCCAUGGUCAAUCCACGAGCCUUUCCGCAAGAUUUUUAUCCUCAAAACAUUCCUUGUCACGAGGUGUAUAACUACAAUGCGUACACUCCGCCUCUUGCGACGCCACCAGUUACCCAUACACCUCCAGUUCCUAUACAACGACGGACUCAGUCCUUCCCUCCUCUCUGCGACUACGACAUGCCCUUGGACUAUCUCACCCCGGAUCAAGGCUCCACGACAGACCCGAGCUGGAUGGCAGAUGAUCAAGAGAACUUUGACGAUGUAGUCUCUGUCUACUCGGAGACCCCAUCGAGCUACUUCUCAUCCGACCUCUCGGAGCUGCCUCGCCUCGAGUCGAUCAUCUCUUCCGGUCAAACUACUCCUCCCACAAGUUUUCCAGUUUCAUCAUCACUGCCCGAACAGACAUCUGAGGUCGACUCGCUCAUGAAGACACUUCAGCCUAGCCAGAUGAUGCAACAACCACAUCUGUCCAAAGCCGACCCUAGAGGCAAAGUCAGGAAGUAUAUCUGCUCUUAUGCAAAUUGCGGAAAGUCAUUCUCCCAGCCCACCCACCUCAAGAUCCACCUCCGAUCUCAUACCGGGGAGAAGCCGUAUAUUUGUUCCGUCUCAUCAUGCCGGCAGACCUUUUCUCAACUAGGUAAUCUACGAACCCACGAACGCCGACACAUCGGGCAACGACCAAACCGAAAGAGGUCGUCAUCCGACCCUGGUGCCAAUGGUCGCAAGUAUGAAUGCAAGCUUGACACAUGCAGGGACUCACAAGGAGGCAAGGUCUUUACACAACUUGGCAACCUCAAGGCCCACAUGAAUAAGUUCCACAAGGAGACACUGGCCAAACUCGCCCAACAAUUCUCCACCAACGAAGCCGUUCUUCCUCACGAAAAGGAGCUAAGGGAAUACUUUCAAGAUCUAUACAAGCACAGCAACAAGGGCAUCAAAGGCAGAGGAAAGGGGAGAAGGGUCGAAGUUAUUGUCACAGACUGAGCCAUGGCGGACUUGGGGAAGAUUGACUUUACGAAUUGACCGCUUCCUCACGUCAGUCGCCGAGAUUUCUUGGUUGGGGAAAAAAACCCAAUCUCGACGCUGUAUUUUGUCGUGAGCUCUAACUUUGAGGCGUCUAUCAGAGGGGAUUAUAUGACUAUGUGGGCACGACUCUCACAACUUCCGACACGGAUCAGCUAUUGAGCGAUACUACAAAAGUGUUACACUUUGUGUCCUUUUCUUUACUGGCCUCAUUGGCGGUUUUUUUCUAUAUACAACUGCAACCCUGUCGCUCUCGGUCUUUGAGCCUUGUUUGAAUUCGAGGGGUAAUUUUGUCUGAUGAAAGGUUGGGAAUUUAUGAAUGUAUGAUGAGAGGAUAAACCAAAUUACGAAAUCGGUAUCAUGUCCCAGGGGACAUGGAGAUCAAAAUGUCGACCUGAUUUAUGUCGAACGAUGAAGAAGGCUGAAGUCUCACGAUAGGAAGGCGUCCCUGGGGGUUUGUUUUUCAAAUGUACGUACUUGUAGUAACUUGGUGUAGAGGAUGUUGGAUGUGAGAUACGUGAUGCUGGAUAUGGG